CUUAACACUAUUUUAAUAUUAAAUUUUGCGACUGUUGUGAUAUCCCCUGCGUUGGUGUGUAAAUAUAUUUAGUACAGUAAGUUUCCAACGUUGGGAAUGUCUGUAGAUAAUGCAGUUGACCUCGUAGAGGUUCGUUUAGACAACGACGACAUCGGUGACGACCGUAUAGAUGCUGUGAUAGAUUCGAAAGCCGACAGUAAAGGAGACGAGAAUAAAACCGACAAGUACGAUGUUCCUGGAGGCGGUGAUGCGGACAGCAAUGUCAACAUAAUCGAUGCCACUGAUAAAAAUGAAGAGAAGGAGGAGACCGCCCCUACCGUGAGCUUCCUCCAGCUGUUUCGUUUUGCUGACAAAUGGGAUAUCCUAAUGAUCCUUGUUGCCGCCAUAUGUUCUUCUAUCCACGGUAUCCUGAUGAGUGUCAUCGCCAUCUUCUUUGGAGACGCUUUUGACGCCUACGAUCCCACUGAUCCUAAUUCUAGCUUGGAAGAUGCCAUGAGGCCUGCCGUCUUUAAGUUCAUAUUCUUUGGGAUAGCGGCCUUUUUCACAUCGUAUGCUCAGGUGGGAUUCUUUAUUCUAGCUGCUUCUCGUCAAGCCAGACGCAUACGUAAUAAGUACUUGAAGUCCAUUAUUUCACAAGAGAUGGCGUGGUUCGACACCGUCGAUUCUGGGGCACUUACCGCCCGGGUGGCCGGAGAUGUAGUGAAGAUUGAGAGCGCGAUUGGCGAUAAAGUGGGGAGCUUUAUACAAUACAUGUCGAUGUGCAUAUCUGGAUUUGCGAUCGGGUUUUAUUACGGCUGGCAGCUGACUCUGGUCAUCAUGGCCUGUACACCGGUCCUCGCGAUCUCUGGUGCUUUCAUGGCCAAAGUCAUGACUGAUGCCGCUACUGAAGGGCAGACAGCCUAUGCCAAAGCAGGUGCAGUGGUUGAAGAAGCCUUUGGGAUGAUUCGCGUUGUCACAGCAUUUUCUGGACAAGAAGACGAAUACAAACGCUAUGCUAAGGGACUUGAAGAGGCCUAUCAAAGUGGGAAGAAAAAGGGCAUGUUCUCCGGCUUGAGUUUGGCUUUUACUAUGGGCUUCAUGCUCCUGACUUAUGCACUUGGCUUCUGGUUUGGAAAUAAGAUGGUGGUGGAGGGGCAUCUUUCAGUUGGUAACGUGACGACUGUGUUCUUCGCGGUCAUCAUGGGGGCGUUUGCUUUGGGCCAAGCGGCUCCCUCGCUUACGGCGUUUGCUACUGGACGCGGUACAGCGCAUUACAUCUUCUCGAUCAUCGACCGUGAGCCUGCUAUCAAUAAUCUGAGCACCACUGGCAUCGUUCCCAAGACUUGCAAUGGAAACAUUAAGUUCGACAAUGUUGAAUUUAACUACGCUAGCCGGGAAGAGAAGGUUUGCAACGGCAUGGACUUUGACUUGCAGGGCGGCAAGACUUUAGCCCUGGUUGGACACAGUGGGUGCGGGAAAAGUACUUGCAUUCAGCUGCUAGAGAGAUACUACGACGUUACUGGUGGGUCCAUCAAAAUAGACGGAGAAGACAUUCGAAACGUCAACAUACAAUGGCUGCGAUCGCAGAUCGGCAUCGUCAGCCAGAUGCCUACAUUAUUUGCGAAAUCAAUAGCUGAAAAUAUAGCAAUGGGCGCUUCCAUCGAAGAGGUGCCAGAUUGGGAUGGUGAAGGACCACGCUUCCGUCGUAAACAAGUAUGCCAAGAAGAGAUCGUAGCGGCCGCGAAGAAUGCGAAUGCUCACAAUUUUAUCUGCCAACUUCCCGAUGGUUAUGAUACCAUGGUAGGAUCUCGUGGCUCUCAGCUCAGUGGAGGUCAGAAGCAACGUAUCGCAAUCGCACGUGCACUGAUUAGAAAUCCAGCGGUGAUGCUUCUCGACGAAGCCACGAGUGCUCUGGAUAGUGAAAGUGAGCGUGUGGUGCAAGAUGCACUGGAGAAGGCUAGUACAGGUAGAAGUACUAUUGUUAUCGCUCAUAGGUUGACCACUGUUCAGAACGCUGAUACCAUCGCGGUUGUAGAGGCUGGUCGCAUAGUCGAGGCAGGCAGUCACGACGAGCUGCUGGCUAAAAAAGGGAAAUACUUCGAUUUCGUUCAGUUGCAGCUCAUGAACGGAGAUUCAAGCGAUGACUGCUCUUCUGAUGACGAAGCUACUGCUUAUCAAAAUACGAAACACGUGUCCAAAAAGCAUUCUAGAAAAUCAUCGAGAAAAUCAUCGAAAAUGUCAUCUGUGAAGCGCGCCGAGAUUCAGAGAUUGAAGGAGGAGACUGACGCUGCUAAGCUUCGAGAACUAGUAGACGGCGAUACGGACAAGGUUGUCGAUGAUGGUGUAGUUGUCCGAGCAUUCAAGAUGAAUGUUGGUGAGUGGAAACUCAUUGUCUUGGGUCUGAUAGGAGCGGCUGGAAUAGGGUUUCUGUGGCCAGGAUUUGCGGUAGUCUUUUCUCGGAUAAUUAACGCGAUGUUGGAGUCUGAUCAAGACGAAGUGGACUUUCUCACAAUCAUGUUCGUCUGCCUGGCUGUUUUUGCAUUUUUUGCACAGUGGUUGGCCAUCACACCCCUUGCGAUGUCUGGAGAAGCUCUCACAAUGCGCGUGCGAGAAGCUUCGUUCAAAGCACUACUACGACAAGAAGUAGGGUUUUUCGACAAAUCCGAGAAUUCUGUGGGGGUGCUUUCUGCACGACUGAGCACCGAAGCAGCCGAUGUGCAAGCCAUCACUGGUAGCCAACUAGGCUCGGUGAUGACUGUUAUUGGGACUAUGGCUUUUGGUCUGACAAUAGCGUUUGUAUCAUGUCCCCUGCUAGCGGCUGUGGUGCUCGCAAUGGUACCAGCAGUAGUUGUCUCGGGAGCUCUUCAAAUGAGGGCCAUGACCGGCUUUCAGAAAGAUGGAAACAAAAUGUUUGAGAGGGCUGGGAGUGUGGCAACCGAGACUGUGGAUUCCAUUCGAACUGUUCUGGCGAUCAACGCACAAGACGAACAACUGGAUAGAUAUGGGGACGAGCUUAUGGCGCCAUACAAAUCUACUAUCAAGGCUUCGCAUGUAACUGGCAUAGGAUUCGGGUUUUCCGAGUUCUUUAUGUUUGCAAUCUGGGCUGUGUCUUUCUACUAUGGAUCCACACUUGUGGAUGAUGGCAAGUGCGACUUCCAGGAGAUGUUGACCGCUAUUAAUGGUAUCAUAUUCGGAGCUAUGACGCUGGGGCAAGUGUCAGCGAUGAUGCCUGACGCGGGCAAGGCUAAGAUCUCUGCAUCGAAGGUAUUCAGACUCAUAGACCGUGUGCCUGAGGUGGACUCGUCUAGUACCGAAGGAACGAUUGUUGAUCAUGUCGAAGGCAACCUUGAAUUCAAGGAUUUGGAGUUUGCAUAUCCUACACGUCAGGAAGUGCAGGUGUUGAAGAAGCUGAAUGUGUCCAUUGGAUCAGGAAAGUCGCUAGCUUUGGUCGGACAAAGUGGGUGCGGAAAAUCUACCCUGAUUGCUCUUUCUGAGCGCUUCUACACGCUUCUGGGAGGGUCAAUCUCAUUGGACGGACAAGACAUCACAUCAAUCAAUAUCGGAUCGCUGCGUGAUCAGAUCGGUCUUGUCAACCAGGAGCCUGAUCUAUUCAGAACAUCCGUACGAAACAACAUUGCGUACGGACGUAUCAAGACUAGAGAUGUACCUGUGACCGAGGAGAUGAUCAUUAAGGCUGCCAAACUAGCCAAUGCUCACGAUUUCAUCAUGGAUCUACCCGGCGGUUACGAUUGUGAUGUCGGCGACAGGGGAAGUCAGCUCUCUGGAGGACAAAGGCAACGUAUCGCUAUCGCUCGUGCGCUGGUACGAGACCCAAAGAUUCUGCUGCUAGAUGAAGCUACCUCGGCUUUGGAUUCGCAAAGCGAGCGGUUAGUUCAGGCGGCGUUAGACAGUGCUUCUGUCGGCCGUACGACCAUCUCGAUCGCACACAGGUUAUCGACCAUCCAGAAUGCCGAUGUGAUUGCAUUUGUGAAGGACGGAGUCAUUGUAGAGAGUGGCACGCACUCGCAACUAUUGGCGUUGAAUGGCUAUUAUGCAAACUUAGUCAAAACGCAGUACAGAGAAUGAGGUGCUGGUUCGAAUCAUCUGUUCAAUUUAGAAGGCUGCGACAUCGUGUAGCCCGACGGUUACGCACCACGCGGUAUUGGCAUCGCAGGUUUAUUAUUAGGAGAUGGCAUGUACACUCAGAAGAGGUUUGCAAGGGACAAUAUAAUUCAAAUUAUUAUGUGACACUAUUUUAUAGUUGUAUACGCUAGUUAAGGUAGUUCGUACCCCAGACGCCUAGAGCGCAAGAAGAAGCAGUUGUCUGCAGGCAGCAUCAGCUAGUUUGUUGUUCUCAAGUUUUAUAGCGUGUAAGACCAUUUACACUGAGUAAAAUAUAAAAUAAAAGUCAAUCAUUAAGUAUAGAUCAUAUCCAACGAUCUUAUGUAUAUCCGACGAUCGUAUGCAACUCCAUUAGAAUCCUGAUGUGCCAUCUGCGGAAUAUUUUGUAAAUAGCGUCGUAGAGUACCUCCGGGCGUGUUUUCGUCCGUCUACUUUCCCAUUAUCUGUUACUUCGCUGGCAAUCAAGUCUACUGAUGAGUUCGUCG
Molecule: messenger RNA, 4586 nt
Organism: Sphaeroforma arctica JP610
Lineage: Eukaryota; Ichthyosporea; Ichthyophonida
Exons: 16
Coding region: 97-4065 (1322 amino acids)
Biological process (GO): transmembrane transport
Cellular component (GO): membrane
Molecular function (GO): ABC-type transporter activity; ATP hydrolysis activity; ATP binding
Source: RefSeq, a predicted model, not a curated record